CACACAGCGGCCGAGACGAGACCUAGAGCUCGUCCCCUCCCUCUCACACACGCCCACCAAUCACCUGGGGCACACACACCACCUCUCCCAGCGUCGAUAGAAGAGAGAGAAGGAAGAUUCUACCUACAUCUACAGUGAGAAACAUAGACAAUAUCUACGUAAAAACUUGUAUUUUUACGUAGGAAGAAAAAAAAAAGGAAAAAGUUUUAUUCUAAUUCUAAGUGUAUUUUGUGACUACUGGGGAAAGUUGUUUAGAAAGUUUUGAGAGACAUUUUCGCUGGUUAUUUACCUUGGAAAGUUUGUAUCGUUUAAAGACAAUGAAGUGAAACAAGCUGAUGAGAUAAACUGUGGUUAUACGUAGGUGAUAGUUUACAGCGAGACAGUGAGAGAUAACGGCAAGACACAGUUUACAGCGAGACAGUGAGAGAUAACGGCAAGAGACAGUUUACAGAGAGACAGUGAGAGAUAACGGCAAGAGACAGUUUACAGCGAGACAGUGAGGAGACAACGGUGAGACACAAUACAGAGAGAUAGUAUGAGACACAUUCAGAACAACCAAUAUCUUUCCCACUACGACGAUACAAAACAGUAAAUAUCUUCCUCUAAAGUCUCUCUCUCAUCUCUCCCUCCACCCCCCCCCCUCUUUCUCUUCCCUCAUCUCUACUUUCUUAAACAUCAACAAAAACCAAUGGAAAGAAAAUAAACAUUGAGAAAAAAAGAAAAAAUACGUGACAAUAUAUAUUCAUUCGUAUAAACUACUAGAAAAAAAAUAAUAAGGUCGUUAUAUCCACUGGGGAAAAAAACGUAGCCUUAACUCUAUACAAUACUACAUCCUGGGAAAAAAAAUAAAGUCGUCAUAUCCACUAGGAAAAACAACCUAAAAAAGACUACAAUACCACAUCCUGGGAAAAAAAAUAAAGUCGUUAUAUCCACUAGGAAAAACAACCUAAAAAAGAUUACUAUACCACAUCCUGGGAAAAAAAAACCCACAUCCAUACCACUAAAUACAACCACAAACCAAUGAAAAUGAACCUUAACAAAACCACAUACCACCAAUAGAACCCAACCCCUUAACCCGCCCUUGGGAAACACCACCACUUAACCAAACAGAAGAGGAACCAGGACGGCCCUACGGUAGAACCAUGAAGGAGAACAAACUGGUGGUUCUUGGUGCUGGGGGUGUGGGCAAGACCUCGUUGGUUCUACAGUUCCUACAAGGGUUCUUCUCGCCGACCUACAAACCCACUGUAGAAGAUUGCUACAGUCACACACUACAGCUACCAAAUGGGUUGUUUCACUCGCUGGAGAUCCUGGACACGUCAGGGUCACACUGUUUCCCGGCCAUGAGGGAACUAUCCAUCAGGUCAGGUCGCGCCUUCGUUAUAACCUUUGCGGUCAACAACGAACAGAGUUUCUACGAGGCCCAGGCGCUGUGGAACCUAAUUAGCGAAGUCAAAGGGCUAGACAACGUACCCUCCGUAUUAGUGGGUAACAAGGUUGACCUCUCGGGUGAACGGGAGGUCAGCUGGGAGGAGGCCAACGCUUACGCCACAGAGGUCAUGCCUGCCGCCUAUGUGGGAACUUCGGCCAAGUACAACCUAAAUGUCACCCUCGUCUUCAAGGAGCUGCUCGUCUUGACCUUCGGCAUCGGCAAGGACGAGAAGAAGGAGAGGCGAGGCUCCAGGAUUCGCAUGUCCCUUAGCGAUCUCUCCAUCACCUCCCGAAGAAAGUCAUCAGGAGCCAUGUCCACUGCGUCAGGAGCCACGCUGGCCACGGUGUCCGGUAUCUCCCGCACCGGCAGCGCCCUCAGUGACGACACCCCCGACGACGAGAAUGCUAAUAAAUCGUCCUCGUCAGUAGUGAAGAACGCAAGUGCCAGCGACAACAACGGGGCCACCAGGAGACACAGCCUGAAGCAGGAGAAGUGUGUCAUACUGUAGAGCGGUUCCUUAGUGUAUAGCAAGUGCAUAGCAAGUGUAUAGCAAGUGCAUAGCAGGUGUAUAGCAAGUGCAUAGCAGGUGUAUAGCACGUGGAUAGCAGGUAUACAGAACGUGCAUAGCAAGCGCAUAGCAGGAAUAUAUAUCACGUGCAUAGGAGGUGUAUAGCACGUACAUAGCAAGUACAUAGCAGGUGUAAUGCGUAACAAGUGUCUAGCACGCGUUUAGCAAAGCCAUAGCACGUAUUUAGUAGGGGCAUAGCACGCACAUAGCAGGUGUAAUGCGUUAACAAGUGUAUAGCACGUGCUUAGUUGGGUUAUAACACGUGCAUAGAAAGUCGCGUAUAGCAGGAAUGCAGCACGUGUACAGAAGGCGUAUAGCGAGGGUGUAUGGAGGGUAUAGCAAAGGUAUAGCAGAUAUAAAAGGAAUAAACCCCGCAAUAACGACCUAACCUCAGGGUACCGCCAACAACAAGAGGUUCCAUCUUCUCUCCCACAACACUCACCUAACCUCAACGCCAGACGAAUGAUCGCUCGCCUCUUACCAACACAAACCAACUGAGACUGGCAGACAAAGUACUUUCGUGAACAAAGAACAACAACAACGAGACUAAGAACAAAUAGUUUUAUCAUCUUAGACAAAAGUUUAGAAAUUAAUGAUAAAAAUCGAUGCAUAACAUAAAUACUGAUGAACAAGUGAACAAAAUAUGAACAAGUGAACAAAAUAUAUCAUUUUCUUGAGUGACAUAAGUGAAAAAAAAAUGAAAAGUAUGAAAUAUUCUGAAGAACAAAGAACAACGCUUGCUAUGAUCAUGAAAAUAUAGAAAAUACAUUAAAAAAAAUAGUGAUUAUGACCAUUAAUAAAGAUAAUAUAAUAUGGUAUUGAAGUGAAGUGAAAAAAAAAAAUUCUUCAAUCAUAAAAAAUGGACGAGUCAAACUUAUAGAAAACCUGAUCAAACACCAAAACAAUUAUAUGAACAAUAACUCCUGUAUAUCACGAGAAAUAUUAGUGUUUGUUAGUUAAUACUGUAGAUAAAAUUAUAUAUAUAUAUAUAUAUAGUCUAUAGCCUUCUCCCUGAUAUAUAUUAAAAAAUUACUCUUUUUUUUUGUAACGAGAAACUUAUAUCGAGAAUAUAUUGCAGUCUUCCCCCCCUCCUCUUAAUAUACGACCUAACAGUAAUGAAAAUGAGUGUCCACAAUAUUUUCACGCUUGCUGCUUUUACGUUCAACAAUUUUACCCUAAAAAGACGAUUCUUUCCCCAAUAAAUAUAAGAGAAAUAAGAGCAAUAAUAUAUCUUAAAUUUUCAUCCACUCAAGAGGAUUCAAGAGUAAUUUAUGGGAUUUUUAAAAGGUGUUGAAUAGUGUUAAAAAGGUGUCGUGUUGUGUUUGCCAUCUUGAGCGUAUACUCUUAGAGAAUUUAUACAACUAACAAGUAAUUGAUGCUAUUUUGUAUCAUGUUAAAGGUUUUAUACACAUAGUUUUAAAAAAAGAUUAUUUCUCAUUUAUAAUUUUUUUUUGAAUAAUGAAAAAUAAAAUAUCAAAUACUUUCCACCACUACAAAAUAAUUCUUGUCACACAGGAAGGAAUUUAAACUCUUAAUUAUACCGUAAAGUCUAUUUUAAUUUCCACAAAGAAUAUUUAUGAGAAAGAAACAAAUAAACUCCCAUAAAAUAAGAAUACUGAAUCACAUCGGCCAAAAUAAUAUAAAUAAUAAUAUCGUUAACACGGAAAUAUAAUAAGGAAUAUUUCGCUUGGUAUCGCCUUUCCCGCGUCACAGAUAGCAGUCAGAGAUAUCGACAUAGUUAUACAAAUAUAUACAUAAAUAUACAUCGAUGUAGGAAUUAAUUAGUAAGUUAAUGAGAUUUAUAAUUAAAGUGAGAUUAUAUACAUCAAUACUUGAAUUAAAAUCUAUGUAUAUAUAAGUGUAUUUCAAUGAUUAUCUAAUUCUGUAUAUUUUCUGUAGGUUAGUUGUCUUUCGUUUUCUUGUAUAUAAUUGAGAAAUAAAUUCGUUUUGAGGAAUAACUUCGAUAAAUCUUUUUAAUAUUUUUUUAUCUUAAGAAUUUAAUCCCGAAACGCUUAUAAAUAUUAAAAUUUAUAUAUAAAAUAAUUACACGAAUUAUAUUUUACAUUCUCAAAAUAUAUAUAUCACUAAGAAAAAAUUAGUAAUAACGAAAUGAAAUAAAAAAAACAGUCUUUCGAUAAAUUAAUAUCAAAAUAAUUAAUGCUAAUAAUCAAAUCAAAAUAAGAAUUUUUUUCCAUUUUAUUAUUAUUAUUGUAUACGAUAAAAAUAAUAAUGCCUUGUACGAGUGCAUAGGCAUAAAUCCGUGUUUAUGCCUCCCUCCCCGCCGAGUACAUAUUGUGAGUGCAGUUUCGAGUGCAUAAUCAAUGGUGCGUAUAUGAGUACAACUCUUCGAUCUGUGUCCAGAGUGCAAUAUUUGAGUACAUGUUUUUCUGACUUGACGCAUGGGAGGUAUGAGUGAAUGUGUGUGUUUGUUUGAGUGCAUAUCUUGAGUGCAUAUUAAGCGUUAUAAAAGUAAUAUCCACAUAAUAAUAAUAAUAAUAAUAAUAAUAAUAAUAAUAAUAAUAAUAAUAAUAAUAAUAAUAAUCACAGUAAUAAUAGAUUGCCAUAUUCAACAUAACAUUCAUAUACUCAAUAGCAAGACAUAGCUAGUUGUGGAUAGAAGCUAAAACAAGGGCUAUUAACUGGUAGAUGAAAAAAUUAGAUAAAAACUAGAAUACGAGACAAAGAUGGCGGCUCGUAUCAACAUGGCCUCAGUAGAUGAAUGGAAUCUACCCAUCUAUAAAUGCUCAAAGUAGAUAAUUAUGCAUACGUGUACUAGUUAAUACAAACUAUACCAAUAUAUGCUUGAGGUAGAUAUAGUAAAUUAACUAGCCACUAGAUGCUCAAAUUACAGGUGAGAGAUAAGGACUGCUUUCACCUUAGCUACCUGACGGAUUAAAUAUAUUUAAUUUGGUCAUAUGAGUGUUAAGUCUUCAGAUAUCUUAGUUCUUGUUCAGCCUAACCUAACCUAACCCCAUAUGACUUCAAACAUACAUAUAUGCUAUAUAUAUAUUCCCAUUCAACUAUCUACCAAUAAAUAGAUUGACAUACAUUAUCGUCUACCCAUACAAGUAGAUGAGAGAAUUAAUCUACCACAAAUAUGAUCUUAGUAGAUAUAUAAAAAAAAUUCAUAUACACACCUGGUUUGGGAAAUUCAUUUAUAUAUCAGGUAUGAAAUCGUGAAAGGAAUUUGAUAAACAACUCAGGUGUGAAAUGAAAUACAUACCAAAUCAUAUUGAAAACAGAUGUUGUAAAAUGAACCUUAAAAUUGGCACUCAAAAUUAUGUUAAAAUUAAUGUUAUGAUUAGUGUUGAAUUCUGUAGUUAAAUUAACACCCAAAUUGGCACUAUUAUUGAUGUUAUUCAUGGCACACACACAUUAACAUUCAUAUUGGCACUGCAAUUGGCACCCUCUGCAUAAAAAAAUAUUCCGUUCUAAACCUGUUGCAUUGUUGACUAUGAUUUUCUAAUAAUAAUAAUAAUAAUAAUAAUAAUAAUAAUAAUAAUAAUAAUAAUAAUAAUAAUAACGCAAACUACUAUUGUUAAUCUACGCCUCUAAUAACUUGUUAAGAUUUUAUAUUUAACAUGUAAGAAUAGUGUAUUUAACAUGAUAUUUACAACAUGUUAGUUUUUCCUGUAUACCACAUGUUAAUCUGUACCAGUCAUGUCUACGUGAUAGGGAGAUGUGUUUAGAGGCGGAGCUUAAGAUACUAGUAAAGGUAUCUCAUUGGACGAUAAUGUAUAAAGUUGCCAAAUACAUUUUACUUCUCAAUUCUUAUUGGUUGGAGACAUUGGCAGUGGGCGGAGAUUAUUGCCAAUAAACGAAAUUUGUUAUAUUUGCGAAGAUUUUUGAUUUGUCGAAUAUAUUAAUGAUAUUUAUUCGAUAUUAAUGGAGGUUGUGAUUGGUUAGAAAAUAAUAGUUUUCAUUAAGGCUAUCCACUGCUAUUGGCUACUAGAAGUAAAAUGGGGCGGGGUUUAUAAAAUUUGGUGUUCUGUGAUUGGGUGACGGUAUUGCUCGAGUUGACAGAUGAUGUGAUAUGAUAGUAUAUUAUAUUUAGUGUACCUCAUAUAAUAAUAUCUAUAUUACAGGUGAACCCUUUCUAUAGCAUAAUAACUACAGGUUACAAUGAACACUAUCACCUUUAUAGAUUCUAAAACAUUGUAUUAAUCUUAAAAAUAAACAAGAAAUUAAUUAAAUAAUCAUAACUGGCAACUUCAUCUCGUGAUAGCUGCCAUGUUUCUCCAUUUAAUAAACGUGAACAAUAAUAAUUCUAUAAUGUAUAUCACCUAAAGAUCAGCCCUCCUUUAUAUAUUACCUCAUGAUUAAAUACUCUAAUACUAACCUAACCUAACCUACCCUACCCUACCAGGCAAUAGGGUGUUUAAUAACCAUGGGAACUAUACAGGAGGGUGUGUAAUCUUCAUGUGAUCUUACAGUGGGUGUUGAUGUUCCUCUCUCUCUCUCUCUCUCCAAGUUAACGAAAUAAAACAGAUGGACUUUUCUGAAACGUUUCAUUUGUAUUCUAAAAAAAAGACACAACCUCCAGUUUAAUGGUUAUCGGGUUACCAAGACACACACACACACACACACACACACACACACACACACACACACACACACACACACACCUGAUCGAGCAAAGGUCACACGUUGGCCUAUACGUUCACACACACUUAUGAGCGAAUUUCAAAAAAUAUCCUACCAAGAAAUACAUACAUACAUACAUGCAGUACAUACAUAUACAUACAUACAUACAUACAAAAUAACUAUGAAUACACCCACAAACACACAAAUCAAUACAAAAUACAUAAGGUACCAAACAAAAGUGUAUUAUAUAAUUAGACAUACAAAUAUAAAAUACAAAGAUAAAAAAUAUAAUCAUCCGCAUCUUAUAAAAAAAUACUCAUAUAUAUAUCGACAGACACAAACCAACGAUAUAAUUUAUUUUCACACAUAUGGGUGGCAGCGGUGGGAUUGUAAAUAGCCUGAAUAUGACUUGUAUAAAAAGCAUUAUGCACGGAGGAGGAGUGUUAUUGUAUGAUAAACAAUAAUAACAAGAUACAA
Messenger RNA from Homarus americanus (American lobster), 7061 nucleotides. RefSeq names its product ras-related protein Rap-2b-like. The transcript has 4 exons. The coding region runs from base 1143 to 1940 and encodes 265 amino acids. NCBI's taxonomy places the organism in Eukaryota, Metazoa, Arthropoda, Malacostraca, Decapoda, Nephropidae. Gene Ontology annotation, molecular function: GTP binding; GTPase activity. The record is from RefSeq and is a predicted model, not a curated record.